AUGGCAAGCACCCAGACGGUCACAGAUGUGAAAUACCUCAUAGACCAUUAUCAUUUUAGGCAGGAUGAAGCUAUUAAUAUUGAUAAAGAAUUGUUCACUGAGUACGGGUUCAGUGUUGACCAGUUAAUGGAACUAGCUGGUUUAAGUUGUGCACAUGCAGUUGCUAAAAAGUAUCCACCGGGGAAAGUCCUCGUAAUUGUUGGACCAGGUAAUAAUGGAGGUGAUGGUCUGGUUUGCGCACGACAUCUGAAGCUUUUUGGAUAUUCACCAGUUAUUCUUUAUCCAAAACGGUCGAAUUCUGAGUUAAUGAACCGUCUUGUCACCCAGACUACUAAAAUGGGGAUACAUUACUUGGAUGACUCGUCUUUACCAGAUCUUUCAAAAGAUUAUUCAGUCAUAGUAGAUGCUAUUUUUGGGUUCAGUUUUAGGCCGCCGUUGAAGCCUCCUUUCGAUAAGAUAUUAUCUUUAGUGGCUCAGACCAAAGUUCCUGUUGUUUCUGUGGAUAUUCCGUCAGGUUGGCAUGUUGAAAAUGGCCCUGAUGAUCCGAAGAAUUGCAUUUUACCAGAAGUAUUGGUCUCAUUAACAGCCCCAAAGUUAUGCGCAAAACAUUUUAGUGGUAAUGCCCACUAUCUUGGUGGCAGAUUUGUUCCAGAAUCGUUAGAUAAUAAAUAUCAUUUAAAUUUGCCAAAAUAUCCCGGUACGGAAUGUGUACUGUUGCUUUGA
Enterobius vermicularis (human pinworm) is the source of this 723-nucleotide messenger RNA. The record is from the annotation of a GenBank genome assembly. NCBI's taxonomy places the organism in Eukaryota, Metazoa, Nematoda, Chromadorea, Rhabditida, Oxyuridae.